AUGGCUAAAAAUCGUGAAAAUCAAAGUACAACAGGGCAUACGGAAAAAAAGAAAAAAACACAAACUAUCGACCAGAAUCGCGAACAGACAGUAACAAUACCACGAGAGAAAAAAAGUUCAUUUUCAUGUGUGAUGUUGAUAUAUUCACUUGUGUUUGUAUCAGGCGUCGUCGUGGCUACAGUGUUGCCAGAAUUAGCUGGUUACCACUUUAAACAGAGUUACGGACAAAAAUAUGGUGUACUGGUAGAAGAAAGAUUCAGAAAAUCUGUUGAUCAUCUUGUUGAAUUUGCAUCAGUUCUUGGUCCCUACGUUCGAGAAACAAUCGGUAAUAUAUUGCCCACAAAAUCCGAAGAUGUUGAUCAAAAUAAACAGUCAAAAAAGACAACGACUACAACAACUUCACGUCCACAGACAGUAACCAGUAAAAAAACUACAAGUGCAACGGUAGAGUCUACAACACCAGCAACAACUACUAUCAAACCAAUAAGCAACCAGAAAAAGAUCUUACCUCAUCGUGUGAUCUAUGGAGCCUUAAAAUCGUCGGAUUUUUCAGCUGGUGUACCUUGUGUGCGAAAAAAGGAGAUGGCGCCAGUUUCAUCUGAUAAACAACUUCCACCCACCGCUAAUGCACAAACGAGCACAAUAGUAAAUCCAAGCCCGUCGUUAACCAUUAAAUCAUCAACUGUUAAGUCAGAUACAAAAGGAGAAUCAAGUACAACUGCGACUCAAGCUGUGUCCAAAUCAACAGAAUUGUAA
Molecule: messenger RNA, 756 nt
Organism: Didymodactylos carnosus
Lineage: Eukaryota; Metazoa; Rotifera; Eurotatoria; Philodinida; Philodinidae
Source: the annotation of a GenBank genome assembly